AUGGUUAAGGAACUGCCGCCGAAUAAACACAAGGAGACCGAGACACGGGCCAAUUUGAUUGACGAGACCGUGUUGUUCGUGAAGGAACCGUCAGAUGAAGGCAUACACGAGGAGAACAAGUAUUGUGCGUCACUUGGCAAUGGUAAGAAAUGUAAGCCAGGUGACGUGUCAGCAAAUGAAGAGAUGAAUCAGGGUUCAAUGAUAGCCCAGAUUACUAAGGAAAUUACUCAAGAAGAACAGCAGAAGGAACCAGAGCUAACUGAGAUCGUAGAUCAAACUGCUCGGGUAAAACAGGUUAAGAAUAUUGAUCAGAUUACGAAGACUAAGCCUAAGCUUCAGGCAGCAAAGCACGUCUUUAAUGAAAGCAAUGGUGCACUCUACGAUGAGCUCAUGGAGAGCAGAGUACAGAUUGAGAGCACCAAACAAGACCUUGAAGAAGCUAAAAACAAUCUCAGAACGUUACUUGUUGCAUUGAAAAAGCUAAAAGUUGAAGUUAAUGAAAAGAAUGAGUUACUGAAGAAGUGUACUGCAGAAUCAGAGAGAAACAAAUUGAAGUACGUGAAAGCACAUGAAACGAUAUCUGAACUUACGAAAUACAUUCAGGUGAGAGACCUGGGCAAAGUCGAUGACAAGGUGAAUCCCGAUAUGUCAAAUGAGCCAGUGACUCUUUCUAAGAAAGGUAUGUCAGAAAGAACAAGAAAGAAGAUCAGAUAUUACAUCACAAAGGCGAUUAAGAAAUGUGGUACGAAACCAGUCCGUGUUACCAUUCAUAGGCGAAAUAAGGCGUCUUGUGUGCUGGUGUUGACACGAAAUGGAGAAAACAAGAUACAAAACCAGAUAAUGUAA
This is a messenger RNA of Enterospora canceri, 846 nucleotides long. The record is from the annotation of a GenBank genome assembly. NCBI's taxonomy places the organism in Eukaryota, Fungi, Microsporidia, Enterocytozoonidae.